Blepharisma stoltei is the source of this 2075-nucleotide messenger RNA. The record is from the annotation of a GenBank genome assembly. Lineage: Eukaryota; Ciliophora; Heterotrichea; Heterotrichida; Blepharismidae.
AUGGGUGGGUGUGCAAGUAGAAUAACUCAAUCAGAAUUAGAACAGCACAAGCGUGAUUAUAACUCAAAAAAUGAUGCAAAUUUCCGAUCAAUUCCUUUUGAACAAACAAUUGAUCAAGCUAUCAAAGAAGAUCAAAGCAUUCGGGGGUUAGAAGAGAAACGCAAAAUUUAUACGAGGAAAGAAAUUGAAUAUAAAACGAAGCUGGAAAAUACACCUGCAGGAGUACCUCCUAUACCUGAAUUGAAUAUUGAGAUACAGAAAGGAAUCAAUUUUUAUUCUCAAGGGCUUUGUAUAACACAAGGGAAACCUUAUGUUUGUGUGAAAAUUGAACCAAAAGGGGCAAGUUUUGAAACAUUUGUGUCUGAUAUUUACAAGCCGUAUUGGUAUAUAAAAUAUUAAUUGAUUUUAUAGAAAUUAUAUAAAAUAAAAUUAAAAAUCUAUGGGAGCUAAAGCUUUUAUUAUUAAUUUAUCAGCAUUUUUAAAUAAAAAAGUAUAAGCUUUUCCAAAUAAAGCAAAGUUUGCAUAAUUUCACGAGUAUUCAUAUAAGAGUAUAUAUCAAAAAAAAUUUGAGACAAGAUUUGCUAUUAGGAUCAAUUGAAAUCAAACUGAACGAUUUAGAGGACCAAAAAGUAGUUGAUGGAUGGUAUAAUAUUGAUACAAAAAUUCAAGGAUUCAUCGAGUCUCCUGCUUUGAGAAUUCGAGUUCAGCUUGUGCAUAAUGAGCGCUUAUUAUUACAAAGAAUGAUAGAAAACUGUCGAGAAAAAUUAGCUGCAAUUCAAUCUGUAAAAGAAAAAAUAGAAGCUACUAUUAAGCCCUCAAACGAAGUUCCGAACGAACUAGUUCCAAUCGAUCCAUUAAACAUAUAAUUAUUUGCACAAAUUUUAUUCCAUUUUUUUUGCUAACUAUCCCCUCUGUGAGCAAUCAAAAAAAAUUUAUUCGCUCACUGAGGGGUCGAUUUACUUUUAUAAAAAAUUUUUUUUCGAAAUUUAUACACAGAAUUGGCAUGAAAUUUCAUUAUAUUAAUUAUAACUCUUAUAUCAAAUAUUUUUUCAUAAAAUAUUUUUAUAUUAAAAAAAACUUUUGUUCACGGGUGGGUUUUUAGGCAAAAAAUAGGGAUUUUCUAAUGGAUUUGUUCGUUCGCUCAUGGAGGGGGGAGUAAAUAAUUUAGAAAAUAUUAUAGUCAACUGGUAUUAUUUAAAAAAUUAUCAUAUGAAAGGUCGAUGCAAUUUUGCAAACAAAUUAUAUAAUAAUCUACUACGAGAUAUUUAAAUUUUAAAGUGUGCUCGCAUUUCAGCAGGAUUCUUUAGACCGAAGCCCACCAUUUUAUAUCACAAAUCGGUGAAUCGGAGCUAUAUGUCUUGCAAGACUCACCAAAAAGCGGGCCAAGAAUUCUUCAUGGGUCACGCUUGGUCUUGCAAAAACCUGACUCCAGCGCGUGCUCUGCAUAAAACAACCUGCCACACAGUAAAAACAAUAUGCCUUCUUUCUUCCUUGAGUCAUCGAAUUAUCUAUACAGUAGUUCCAUUUUGGCAUUAUGGAUAUAGAAAUUGCCCGAUGAUGGCGCAUUGAGCGCCAUCAUCAGGCAAUUUCUAUAACUCCCCCCCCUCCGUGGGUGAACAAAACCAUUAGAAAAAUCGGCAUUUUUUGCCCAAAAACCCACCCUCCGUGAGUGAACAAAAAUGUUUUUAAUAGAAAAAUUUUUUUAUGGGAAAAAAAUUUUGAUAUAUAAGUGAUAAUUAAUAUAAUGAAAUCUAGAGCUAAUUCUGUUUAAUUUUAAACAAAUUGCGUUUUAAAACAUAAAUUUUAUAAAUUAAAUUAAUAUUUGCUUUCCAAUUUUUGCGAAUUAGGAUUUUUUUAAAUUUCGAAAAAAAAAAAUUUUUAUAAAAUUUAUAUAUAAAUUUUUUUAAAAAAAAAAAAUUAACCCCCUCCGUGAGUGAACAAAAUUUUUUUGUUCACUCACGGGAGGGGGGGGGGGGAGUAAGUGGAAAAUAGAACCAUAAUAAUAAAUAUCAUAAAGAAGAAGGGUUGUUGGAGACAGCCAUUUCCAAGCAAAGCCAUUUUAUUAUUAUAAAUAA